UUUGUUAUGGCAAUAGCAAAGAUAUAUGUUUGUUUUGGAAGGUGGAUGUCUUCAGUAAGGGGGUGCUUUUUCUAGCUCUGUAUGGGUAGGGGUGCCCCUGCCAUAACGCCUGAAUUGGCAUAUACCCCCUUCCUUUGAGGCUCAAGGGGUGUGGGAACCAGGAGGCCCAUUGGUGUACCUCAGGCGGGUGGGGAGCGGAUUAGGCAGGCAGCGGCCCAGUACCUGCUGUUUGGUUUGGAAAUUAGUGGGCACCCUGGGCAGAGGCUGGGCUGGCCAGACUAGGGAUUAACAGUCUCCACCCCCCAAUUCCUGCCCCCUGGGAUGGAAUUCGCUCCACCCAGCACAGUUACAACCAGGAACAGAUUAGGUGACAUGAUGGUAGAGGACUCAGGCCAAAGGUAUCCCUGAAGUCCUAACUGUAGAGCCAUCUCACUGAGUGGCCUCAUGUUUUCCUAGUUUGAGCUUCAUCUCUAAAAUGGAGGCAAGUGUGGCCAUUCACAGAGCCAUGGGACAACUUCACCUGGCCCUGGAAGGCAUCCAGGGGGCCCCCUUAUCCCCUUCACUCCUCUUUCUGCAACUGCCUGGACAGCCACAUUCGUCCCCACCUGGGGGACCCAGCACUGGCAUGACCUCAUGUUUGCAGGUUCCAAGCCCGAGCUGGAUGGGGGUGGGGGAAAUGCGUACCUGAGGACACGCAUGAGUCAGGAAGUGUUCAAAUUGUGCACACCCAGGGUCUGGGUGUGUGAGGGUGUGCGUGCAUGUAAGGGGAGCCCAGCCACAAGCCCAAACGUGUCCUGGACUCGGUUGUACUGGGUGUGCACAAGCGGGUGUGGGCAUGUUGGGGUGGCAUUUGUAAACAGUGGCAAAGACCCCUGGCUCCCAGCUGAACCACCUGGGUUCAAAUCCCAGCUGUGCCGUCAAAGGACUGUGUCAUUUGAGCCUCAGUUUCCCUAUCAGAUAGUGGGAAUGACGAACACCAACUUCAUAAGCCUGCUUGUAAGGACUCGGUGAGAUGAAAUAAGUAACGUCUUUACAAAUGUUAUUAUUCAUUGUUACAAUGAAGCCUGUGAGCUAGCUUGGGCAGCCUGCCCCUAGCCCAGCUGGUGUCCAGCUGUCAGAAGUGUGUGGGGACCCUGUAGACUGGAGGAGGGAGGUGAGUGGGGAGGGGAGAAGCUGGCUGCAGUGUGUAUAAAUAUACAUCCUAGGGAGUGGGGGCCCCUGGUCAGGAAUGGAGCUGCAUCAACUUGAAGCCUGUCCCCUGCCCCCGGCCCCCGCCCUGGGGCCAACAGCUAGCAGUGCCAACCUGCAUCCACUUUUAUGGGCUGUCCGGCAGCUGGACAGCGAGGAGCAGGUUUGAGGGUAGCCAGCCUGGGCCAGUUCCUAAUUACCCCAGGCGGGGCAGACAUAUGCCAGGCUUGGAACAAGGUGUCCUGGCUGACAGGGCUUCCGGGUGGAGCCUCGUAAAGCUAUCCACAUUCCUAGUGUACAAGGUGGACUGGAGGGGCCCAGGGUCUGGACCUCAGAGCUAUCACCCCUCCCACACCAGGCUGUGUGUUUGGGGAAUGGGAUAGGGAGGCUGAGUGUUUGUGCCGGGCUAGGAGUGUCCACUUUGUAGGUGUCUGUGAAGGGGGAACAUCUCUCCUGCCUCCAUGCAAAUGUGGGGAUACAUUCUUGUGUCCCCAAGCUUGUGUGUUCACGACAAUGCUGAGAGGGUCUGAGAUCUGAGGUGUGUCUAUGGGGGACGGGGGUGCCUGCACACCCACUAAGGGGGCAUUAGAGAGGGGGGUCUCAUCAAUGUGCAAAUGCAGGCGAGUUUCAUGAGUUAAGGGAUGACCCUGUCUGGAUGGGACUGUUGAGGGUCUGUGGCUGUGGAGGACGGGUCUCUGUUGUAUGCGUGUGUCCUCGCAACACUGACGGAUCUGAGGCCCCCAGGAGCAUGUGCAGCCGUGUAGAGGGCAGGCGUCCCCUCAUCUGUUGUGUGACCACGGGUGCAUCUUUGUGCAGGGAAACCAGGAAUAAAUGUGCGCCACCACCCUCUGUGGGAUGGUAUGUGGCUGUGUGUGAAGACUCUCUGGGCUCUGGGUGGGGUCUGCGCUUAGCUGGUGUGUGUCCAUGUUGAGGGAAGCUGAACUUGUGCCUGGGUCUCUGAUGUAUGUUUCUAAGUACAGUACAUCUUUGUGGCAGUAUGAUUACAGGUGACUAUGGAGUGAACCAGCCCCACUGAGCUGUGUGUGUGUGUGUGUGUGUGUGUGUGUGUGUGUGUGAGACUGGGAAGGACACAGUCCCCGCCCUCUCCCCCAGCUCUGGGUCCAAGAUCCCUUUGACCUGCCAGUGACUGCCAGGGAGAGAGACAGGGAGGAGCGAGGGAGGCUGGUUGGAUUUCUCCCCCUGCUCCAGGUAACAAACUGGCCAGACUUCUACACAUUUCUGAGGCUGCAGUCCAGGGGUGCGGGCCAGGGAGGGACUAUCCACGCCCACUCAGCCCCCUCCCACUCCAGGGUCUGGCUUAAGCUACACCCAACGUUGAAGCCACCUGCCCAUCUAGUCCCUGUGCCUGUGUGUCCUGCGCCUGCCAUCAGGUGAGUAGGGCCCCGGGCCCAGGGGAAUAGAGGACCUUGAGGACAGGUGGGCUUGUGGGCAGGAAUCAGGCAGGAAUCCUUCAGAACCCUCAAAGCAUGGAGUGAAGAGCUUGGAAGGCUAGAGAAUGAAAAGAGGACAGAUCCAGGAGACCCAGAAGAAGGGGAAGGAUAGCUAAGUGGAGGGUGGGAGGCCGGGGUAGCUGUGCAGGGCAAGGGGCCAGCUUGAGGCCGGUGGGUGCAGGAGGGAACCUGGGGGCCUGGAGGCUUGAGGAUGGCUUCCUAGAGCUUCAAACGGGAGUGCAGGGGUGGAGGAAGGGCAGAGACUGGGAGCUAGGGGAGGGGGGACAGGUGGGAUCUGAGAAAGGAAUGGGGUGGGGCAGCCUGAGAACCCAGAAACGGAGGCACUGGGGACUCCGGGAGUAGGGGAAGCUGCAGAUGCAGCCCAGGUAAGGGGAUGGGAUGGGAUGGGGUAGAAGGCAACUCGGUUGACUCAAGAGUUUGAGAGGUGGAGGCUGGUGAGGGCCUGAGGAGGUAGGCGCAAGAUGUGGGGUGCAGGAGUCCAGAAAGAGGGUGGCCUGCGGGGGAAGGCUUGGGGAGGGCGGCAGCGGGAGAAGGGGCUGAGCAAGGCUGGGAGAAGGCUGGACCGGGGAGGUGGCUGGGCCGGGGCGGGCACGCUGAGCUGAGUCAGACGUCCACCUUCACCCCCGCCCGUGGCCCCCAGCCCUCCCUCCGGUCCCCCCACCCCGUUCCUCCGCCACAGGUGGGCGGUCGGUCCGAUCCCUCCUCCUCCGGCCGGACCGGCCGGCGCGCGGCGAUGACCGUCACCUACACGGCCCGCGUGGCCAACGCGCGCUUCGGCGGCUUCUCGAAGCUGCUGCUGCUGUGGCGCGGCAGCAUCUACAAGCUCCUGUGGCGGGAGCUGCUCUGCUUCCUCGGACUCUACAUGGCGCUGAGCGCGGCCUAUCGCUUCGUGCUGACCGAAGGCCACAAGCGCUACUUCGAGAAGCUGGUCAUCUACUGCGACCAGUACGCCAGCCUCAUCCCCCUCUCUUUCGUUCUCGGCUUCUACGUGAACCUGGUGGUGCACCGCUGGUGGAACCAGUACCUCUGCAUGCCGCUGCCCGACGCGCUCAUGUGCAUCGUGUCGGGCACGGUGCACGGACGCGACGAGCGCGGCCGCCUCUACCGGCGCACGCUCAUGCGCUACGCGGGGCUCUCGGCCGUGCUCAUCCUGCGCUCGGUCAGCACCGCGGUCUUCAAGCGCUUCCCCACCAUCGACCACGUGGUGGAGGCUGGGUUUAUGACCCGCGAGGAGCGCAAGAAGUUUGAGAACUUGAACUCAUCCUACAACAAGUAUUGGGUGCCCUGCGUCUGGUUCUCUAACCUGGCGGCACAGGCCCGGCGGGAGGGCCGCAUCCGGGACAACAGCGCCCUUAAACUGCUGCUGGAGGAGCUCACUGUGUUUCGGGGCAAGUGUUCGAUGCUCUUUCACUACGACUGGAUCAGCAUACCCCUCGUCUACACCCAGGUGGUGACCAUCGCCGUGUACAGUUACUUCCUGGCCUGCGUCAUCGGUCGCCAGUUCCUAGACCCUGCGCAGGGCUACAAAGACCACAACCUUGACCUGUUUGUGCCCGUCUUCACUCUGCUGCAGUUCUUCUUCUAUGUCGGCUGGCUCAAGGUGGCAGAGCAGCUCAUCAACCCCUUUGGAGAGGACGACGACGAUUUUGAGACCAACUUUCUGAUCGACCGCAACUUCCAGGUGUCAAUGCUGGCCGUGGACGAGAUGUACGAUGACCUGGCUAUGCUGGAGAAGGACCUGUACUGGGACACAGUGGAGGCUAGGGCCCCCUACACCACGGCCACCGCCUUCCUGAGGCUGCAGCCCUCCUUCCAAGGCUCCACCUUCGACAUCACGCUGGCCAAGGAGGACAUGCAGUUUGAGCGGCCCGACGGCACGGACUUGCCGCUGGGCGAGGCGCAUGGCGAUUUCUGGCAGCGCCUCCCGCUGGUGGGCCCGGGCAUGGCUGCAGGAAGCCAGCUGGGCCGGCGCCUGUCCGUGUUGCGCCGCAAAAACAGCGGUGUGUCCGAGGCGUCCACAGCUGCCAGCUGCGCGGGCACCAGCACCCUCGAUGGCGUAGCCCCGGAGGGUGACUGUGGGGACCUACUGUUGGACUCGGGACUUCGAGAGCCGGAACCCGAGCCCCACACUGGGCCAGAGCCGCCAGCCCCUGGGCUGGACGCUGAGCCCUUCACCAGAGUGUCCAUGCCCGCACCCAGAGGGCCGGCUCCACCCUGGCUGCCCAGCCCCAUUGGCGAGGAAGAGGAGAAUCUAGCUUGAGGCCCUUGGGCCCAAGAUCCCCAAGAACAAGGAAUCAAGACCCACACCAGACCCACACUGCACCCACGCAGACAUCUGGGUCCACAUAAGGCCCUCGAGAAUUUCAUCUGCCGGCUUUAGACCAGUUCCUGCCACCCGUGCUCCUGUCUUCAUGUCUGGCCUGUGUCUCCUGUGGGCCGGCCCUGGGCUAAGGGCAAAGGGAUUUUUCCAGCUUAGAGCAGCUCAUUCUCCUACCAGCUCUACUCCCCCCGCCCCCCUCCCGCGCCCCCCCCCCCAAGGGCCCUAUGUGUGUGCUGCCUUUAUUGUUUCCUUAAAAUGGAGAUACGAGCGCCUACCUCUUUGAGCUGUGAGGAUGGGAAUGAAAUAACAGCUUUAAGGCGUUUGUACAUAAUAGGUGCUCAAUAAAAUGUUAGUGGUUUCUACUCAAAUGCUGUUAGUCUGACUUCUCCUGCCACGCAUUAUGCUAAGUCUGAUUUUAGUAAAUUUCCAGGUUAUUUCAUGACGCCCUGCCCACUUCUUUCCAAAGUCUGCUCUCUGAAAUGGCCGCAUCAGUGCACACUUUACUCAUUCAUUCAUGUACCAGCCACAGUCCCAGGACUACAGCUUCCUG
Messenger RNA from Myotis myotis, 5530 nucleotides. RefSeq names its product bestrophin 2 (gene BEST2). The coding region runs from base 3394 to 4920 and encodes 508 amino acids. The transcript has 9 exons. The record is from RefSeq and is a predicted model, not a curated record. Gene Ontology annotation, molecular function: chloride channel activity. NCBI's taxonomy places the organism in Eukaryota, Metazoa, Chordata, Mammalia, Chiroptera, Vespertilionidae.